Lachancea lanzarotensis is the source of this 2106-nucleotide messenger RNA. It is a transcript of the gene SWI6, whose product is annotated as LALA0S11e01530g1_1. The record is from RefSeq and is a predicted model, not a curated record. Gene Ontology annotation, molecular function: protein binding; transcription coactivator activity. NCBI's taxonomy places the organism in Eukaryota, Fungi, Ascomycota, Saccharomycetes, Saccharomycetales, Saccharomycetaceae. Bases 1 to 2106 code for a protein of 701 amino acids. The transcript has a single exon. Gene Ontology annotation, cellular component: SBF transcription complex; MBF transcription complex.
AUGGCUGUUCGGGAGCUCGAGGUGGAGUGUGUUUACCGCAACCAGCAGCACUUGGUGAAGCUCGAACAUGACUCAGAGAGGGAUCUGUUUCUGGUAGAUGGAUUUUUACCUCUGCUCGCAUUGCAGUGCGAUGAGGACCAGUCACAGCGUGGUUGGCAGAGUAGGGUGCUUCAGAAGCUAGAUAUGAAUAACACAAAUUUAAAAGAUGCGGAAUGGAUCACAAGGGACAAAGCCUGGGAACUUGUCGAAUUGGUCAAGCUGCAGGACGCGUUUCAAGGCGUUUUUGACAUGGACGCAGGUUCUCAAACUAACGACACAGAUCAAGACGAAGAUGCUGCGGGGAAUGAAAUUGAGGGGAGAAACUUAGAUGGUGCCGACCUAAGUGGUGAAGGAACCAAUGGUGACAAGAAUGGCUCAGAUGCUAAACAUUUGCAGGACCACGAGUAUGAUGCUACUGUGUUCCCCAAAAGGGCGGCAAUGGCCGACCAUCAACUAGGUUCGCCGCUCAAGAAACUUAAACCCGCGGAAAGCUUCACGCCGUUGCAAUCGAUGAACCAGGAUUAUCACCUGAAUGCUCCUUUAUCGAUUCAACCCGCUAAAAAACCCAUCACAAAUUUUGCUUCUGAGGAACGCGUCAGCCUGGAGCAAUUGUUGCAGCACAUACUGUUCCCUGAUAAUCAAUCUAUCCGUUUUGAGACCGCUGUGGCAAAUUUAGGCUUAUCCUAUCCUCACACCCAUCUGAAUUUGGAUAUUCCCAUUGACGAGCAUGGCAACACAACUUUGCACUGGCUUUGCUCGGUCGCAAACGUUAGACUCACCAAGGAUCUCAUAAAAAAUGGUGCCGAUAGAUUUUUAGGUGAUAAAACAGGCGAAUCCGUCCUAGUAAAGGCUGUAAAAUCUGUCAAUAACUAUGACUCCGGCACUUUCGAAGAGCUUUUGGACUCAUUAUAUCCAUGUCUCAUACUGAUCGACGACAUGGCUCGGACUGUCCUUCAUCAUAUUGUGAUAACGUCUGGGAUGCCUGGCUGUGCAGCUGCCGCCAAAUACUAUUUGGAUAUAUUGAUGGGAUGGAUUGUUAAGAAGCAAACGAGAGAAAUUUCCAAUGAUGGGGAUCCCAUGAUGUCAGCUUUGGAUCUCAAGUGGUUCAUAAACCAUGUGCUCAACGCUAGAGAUAUAAAUGGUGACACAUGCCUGAAUAUCGCCUCAAGACUUGGCAACGUCUCAAUUGUUGAGGCUCUAUUAGAUUAUGGUGCUGACCCUCGAAUUUCUAAUAAUUCCGGCUUGAGACCGGUAGAUUUUGGCGCUGGCGCUACGAAACUAGAGGGUAUACAUGCCAACAAUGCUAGUGUUGAUGAAUCUGCCACGAUUUCAGGUCCUGACCCAUCCAUGCUUAUAAACAAUAUUCAAUCGCUGGUGAACACUAUUUCACAGGACUAUGAAAUGGAAAUCAAACAGCACAAGGAACAGCUGUCGAAGCUCCAUACUGAUCUGGACUCACAGCGCCAGAUUCUUGCCGCAUCAAGGGAGAAGCUCUCACAAGCCCGUCAACUUCGCGAAGAGCACACGCAGUUAACCGAACAGAUUUCCAAUAUUGAACAGGCAAUUGUUCAAGAGGACGCAGAUUUCAGGAAAGUCAGCGGGGAGCUAGGAAUUGACGACGAAUCUCUGGAAAUGGCGGAGUUUGAUGCGGAUGAGCCAUUUCGCAUCGAUUUUAUUUACGAGUUUUUGGAGAAAAAGCUUCAAAAUGAAUUUUCAGGGAACUUCGAGGAGUUUUCUAAGAACGUCACCGUGGAUGAUCUUUUGAAGAGCUUAAUGCAAGAGAACUCGGGUCAAGAGGAAAGUAUACCUCCAGAAGCGCUUCUUCGUGCUCGUAUUACUGCCUACGAGAAGAACGAGCAUAAUCUCAAUGAAUCGCUUAGGUCAUUACGUGAAAAGCAAGCAAGGUUGGAAGGUAGAUUCAGGCGUAUUCUUUCGUUAUGUCUAAAGGUUGAGGGGGACAAGAUCGAUGGUAUGCUAGACGGCUUACUCCAGGCAAUAUCCUCUGAAGAUCCAGAUGAUAUCGACACAAACGAAAUGCAGACGUUUUUAACCAAACAUGCCGUAUAA